AUGGAGAAGCAAGGAAGCAAGCCAACGACAGAGGAACCGCUGACAAGAAGGUACUCCCCAUUUCUAGAAAGUUCAUUGCUCACUGGUAAUGGUGUUGGGGCCUCAGACGAGUGGAAAGCUGUUCCUGAUAUUUGGAGAUCUUCUGCUGAAAAGUAUGGUGACAAAAUUGCAUUAGUAGAUCCGUAUCAUGAUCCUCCUUCAUCUAUGACGUAUAAACAGUUGGAGGAUGCAAUAUUGGACUUUGCUGAAGGAUUGAGAGUAAUUGGAGUAAGACCCUAUGAGAAGCUUGCACUUUUCGCUGAUAAUUCUUGUCGCUGGCUUGUAGCAGAUCAAGGUAUGAUGGCAUGUGGGGCAAUCAACGUGUUCUUAGAACUGACGAGGAAUGCAUCUAAAUUUGCUAGAGCUCUGUUAUGUGUUGCACUAGCUGUCGACAAUCCUGAAAUGUUUAAUCGGAUUGCAGAACUGUUUUAUUUGAAGGCUUCAAUAAGAUUUAUUAUUCUGCUUUGGGGAGAAAAAUCGGGCCUAGUCAGUGAAGGAGACAAGGAGGUGCCUAUAUAUACUUUCAUGGAAGUCAUACAUUUGGGACGUGAGAGUCGCAGAGUAUUGUUUGAUUCUCUUGAUAAUAGGAAGCACUACAUAUAUGAAGCAAUAGAAUCUGAUGACAUUGCUACUCUUGUAUACACAAGUGGAACUACUGGGAAUCCUAAAGGUGUUAUGCUAACCCAUCGGAAUCUUUUGCAUCAGAUAAAAAACUUAGGGGAUAUUGUACCUGCUGAAGUUGGGGAUAGAUUUCUAAGCAUGUUACCUUCCUGGCAUGCAUAUGAAAGAGCUUCUGAGUAUUUCAUUUUCUCCUGCGGUGUUGAACAAGUAUACACAACUGUGAAAAAGUUAAAGGGUGAUUUGAGACAUUAUCAGCCACAUUACUUGAUUUCUGUUCCUUUAGUAUAUGAAACUUUAUACAGUGGGAUCCAAAAGCAGAUAUCCACAAGCUCUCUAGUUAGAAAGCUUGUUGCACUGACAUUCAUAAGGGCCAGCUUAAGGUACAUGGAAUGCAAGCGUAUUUAUGAGGGAAAAUGUCUAACAAAGGAUCAAAAGCCGCCUUUGUAUCUACAUUCAAUGUUGGAUUGCUUAUGGGCUAGAGUUAUUGCCACAAUAUUAUUUCCAGUUCAUUUGCUGGCGAAGAAACUGGUCUAUACUAAACCCUCUGGCACUAUGCAGGCUGGAAUAAGUGGUGGUGGUAGCCUAUCCUCUCACGUGGAUAGAUUUUUUGAGGCUAUUGGUGUGACUGUGCAGAAUGGAUAUGGUUUAACAGAAACUUCACCGGUUGUUGCUGCUCGACGGCUUAGUUGUAAUGUUAUUGGGUCUGCUGGGCAUCCAAUUAAGCAUACAGAAUUCAAAGUCAUAGAUUCUGAGACUGAUGAAGUUCUCCCACCUGGUUCAAAGGGAAUUUUGAAAGUCCGAGGUCCACAAUUGAUGAAGGGAUACUACAAGAAUCCUUCCGCUACAAAUCAGGUCUUAGAUAGGGAUGGCUGGCUGAAUACUGGGGAUAUUGGUUGGAUUGUUCCGCAUCAUUCAACUGGGCGGAGUCGAAAUUCCGGCGGAGUAAUUGUUGUGGAUGGUCGUGCUAAAGACACUAUUGUGCUUUCUACAGGUGAAAAUGUUGAACCGGGAGAGCUUGAAGAAGCUGCCAUGAGGAGUAGCCUCAUACAUCAAAUAGUUGUUAUUGGACAGGAUAAGCGACGUCUAGGGGCUAUCAUUGUUCCUAACAAAGAAGAAGUCUUAAAGGCAGCAAGGGACUCAUCAAUUAUAGAUUCCAACAGUUCAGAUAAUCUCCUUCGGUUACACUCAAGUGGUUUAGAAAGUUGCAAGCGCCUUGCAAAAGAAGUAUGA
Sphenostylis stenocarpa is the source of this 1890-nucleotide messenger RNA. NCBI's taxonomy places the organism in Eukaryota, Viridiplantae, Streptophyta, Magnoliopsida, Fabales, Fabaceae. The record is from the annotation of a GenBank genome assembly.